CCGCGGGGUGCGCGCCGCAGCCAGUCGCUCUCUCGGCGGCAGCAGCACCGGUACCGGUACCGGCAGCUGCCGCCCGCCCGGCGUCCUUCUUCCGGCACCGUCGGGACAUGAAGGUGAAGAAGGGGAGCGGCGGCGCAGCGGCCGCGGCGGGGAGCGGAGGAGCCGGGGCGGGCGCCGCCGCCGCCGCCGCCGGCCUGUGCACGGAGGAAGAGCUGCUGCGCAAGGCGGCCAUCAGCCCGGAGGACGUGCUGGGGCUCUCCAAGAUCACCUCGGAUUACUUGUGCACCCCGGAGGAGAAUGUUUACAAGAUCGAUUUCACCCGGUUUAAGAUUCGGGAUAUGGAAUCGGGCACGGUGCUGUUUGAGAUCACCAAGCCCCCUGCUUCAGAGCGUGAGCGUAGCGAAAAGAGGGACGUGGACCCCAACGCAGGCCGGUUUGUGCGCUAUCAGUUCACACCAGCAUUUCUAAGGUUGCGGCAAGUUGGAGCCACGGUGGAGUUCACGGUUGGCGAAAAGCCCAUCAGCAAUUUCCGCAUGAUUGAGAGGCAUUAUUUCCGGGACCAGCUGCUGAAGAGUUUUGACUUUCAGUUUGGCUUCUGCAUUCCCACCAGCAAGAACACCUGUGAACAUAUCUACGAGUUCCCCCAGCUCUCGGAAGACCUCAUCCAGGAGAUGAUCCUCCACCCCUACGAGACGCAGUCGGACAGUUUCUACUUUGUGGAUAGCAAGCUGGUGAUGCACAACAAGGCCGAUUAUUCCUACAGCGGCGGGCCGUGAGCGAGGGUGGGCGCAUCCUUCUCCUCCUGGGGGCCCAGCCGAGAGCCUCGACCUGCCGGCCUGGUGCGGAGGGGCAGCGGGACCGGACUCUGUGCAGAACCAGUGUCCUGAGACUGACUAGCUGAAGUCUUUCCUCCCCCACCCCUGGACUUUGGAGGCAGCGUCCCUCGUCCCCUGCCCUCGGGGGGGGGGGAACGUGACGCGAUGCUCUGCAGCUGCCGGGCAGUUGAGGCCCUCGCAGU
This is a messenger RNA of Candoia aspera, 1018 nucleotides long. It is a transcript of the gene UNC119, whose product is annotated as unc-119 lipid binding chaperone. Bases 108 to 776 code for a protein of 222 amino acids. Gene Ontology annotation, biological process: visual perception; mitotic cytokinesis; lipoprotein transport. Gene Ontology annotation, cellular component: spindle pole; centrosome; intercellular bridge. Gene Ontology annotation, molecular function: lipid binding. The transcript is spliced from 5 exons. Lineage: Eukaryota; Metazoa; Chordata; Lepidosauria; Squamata; Candoiidae. The record is from RefSeq and is a predicted model, not a curated record.